UAAACAUUUUAUCAUGUCUGUGCAAUAACAUUUAUUUUUAUAUAAAUUCAAAUACUAGAUAAGUAAUAAUUAACAAUAACGGAAAGUCUUAUUAGUUACCGACGUGGAAUUUUUGUUACUAUUGAAUGAUUAUUUGCAAUUUACAGUAAAAUUGUUACUAGAUGAUAAAUAGAAGAAAUACAACCAUCUCUCAUUUUUAUCAAGAGCAAGUACUGUAUUUGCAAGUGUGUUAUUAUCACAUUUUUGUACAAAUAAGUGUUCAGCACUAAUUCCCUUGCUUUUUUUAAAAUGGUGUUUAAGCGUGGAGCACUAAUUGUUAUUGAAGGAGUUGAUAGGACUGGUAAAACGACACAAUGCAGAAAUCUUGUUGAAGGUUUAAAAAAUAAGGAUGUAGCAGCUAUGUACUCCAAUUUUCCUGACCGAACCUCUGAAAUAGGGAAAGUUAUUAAUCACUAUUUGACCAGAAAGACUGAAAUGUCCGAUGAAACGAUUCAUUUGUUGUUUUCCGCCAACCGCUGGGAGAAAUGUGGUGAAAUAAUAAAACAAUUGGAAACAGGAACCACACUUAUCAUAGACAGAUAUUGUUAUUCUGGAGUAGCCUUUUCGGGAGCCAAAGGAUUAGAUAUAAAUUGGUGUAAAAAUUCUGAUGUCGGCUUACCAAAACCAGACAAAGUAUUUUUUUUAAAUAUGCCAUUGGAAACAGCUAUGCAAAGAAACGGCUUUGGAAAUGAAAGGUAUGAGGUUAAGAAUUUUCAAAAAAAAGUCUUGGAUGUGUAUAUGCAAUUAAAAGAUGAAUGGGACAUCUUGGAUGCUAAUAGGCCCAUGGACAUAAUACAAGACGAACUCUUACAGAAGACCCUUGAGGUUGUAAAAAAUGUUAGCAAUGAACCUUUAGAUAAGAUGUGGAUUUAUAAAUAAGUAUUAAAGUAGUGUAGGAUAAUAGAUAAAUAAAUAUUGGUAUUUUUGAAAAA
Molecule: messenger RNA, 971 nt
Organism: Danaus plexippus (monarch butterfly)
Lineage: Eukaryota; Metazoa; Arthropoda; Insecta; Lepidoptera; Nymphalidae
Biological process (GO): dUDP biosynthetic process; dTDP biosynthetic process; dTTP biosynthetic process
Cellular component (GO): nucleus; cytosol; cytoplasm
Molecular function (GO): ATP binding; dTMP kinase activity
Source: RefSeq, a predicted model, not a curated record